AUGAAGAGGGCCAUCCUGUAUGAGCGGCUGCUGGUAGGCUUCCUACUGCUGAUUACUGAAUGCACCACGACAGGCGAUUUCACUCCCGAAUCUCUCGCACGAUGGCCAGACCAAUCUGUCCGGGAGGGUCUGUCGAGAGAAGCAAUUGCGGAGUCCGAUCCAGGACUCGAAGGAAGCCGCUCGCAACGAGAUUCGUAUUCUAUGGUCCACCCGGCUCCUGUUCAGAUGAAGGAAACCAGACCUCAGAAAAGAAUCAAACUACUGGGGGUAUUCAUGGAGCCUAACGUCCCACCUCAACCUCAACCAAGAAUGAAACUAAUGGGAUCUUUCAUGGAGCCUCAAGCUCUACCUGAACAAGCAAUGGAAUCAAUUGGGGCUUCCGUGGUUUCCAACGGCCCAUUGACUCCUAGAAACAAUCAUGAAGUCGUCAAGCCAUCGGUUCAAUCGAAUCCGACUACGUCUUUGGAGGAAUCGACUGAAAUAGAAACUGCAUUGAACCGAGAUAGCCCACCAUCCCCAGGAUCAAAAACAUACAACUCUAAGAUCGUUCCUCCUAGCGAACCUUCCCCGAUUGUCGUUCAGGAUGUCUCGAAUUCUAACGAUCAGCCGACUCGGGAAAAGGGAUUGCAGGGAGAUUUUAAUCCGAUGGAAUUGAAUUUUGACUAUGAUCUGUUCGAACAUUCCCCAUCACUCUCCACAAGUGAAGGCUCAAAAGCCAAAAUAUUGCAAGUUUUUGAGAACCUUGGUAUUAAAAAACUCAAGAUGAAGGUGGAAGAUUUUGUCGAGAAUCAGCACGACUUCCAGGAAAUGGAUCAAGAGCCUCUACCGAGUACUUAUACCGCUACAGAGAGGAAGAGUGCGCUCAAUCUUCGAAGAAAUGAUAGAUUAAGGAUAGCUCUUGAUCAUUUUUCAAGGGAUCCGGAAAUAUGGUAUAACCAUUGGGCACAGCAGGCCGGUUUCGAUUCGAGUUCAUGUGUCCGAAAGAUAGACUCUCUCCCCGACAAUCGGGUCAAAGAGGUAGCGAGGCUCUAUUUAUUUUACGUUGAGAUGAUCAGUACGAUUGUGCCAAGUGAAAAAGAAGGAGAAAGUGUGGGCUCACAUCUAUCGAAAGCAGUUCAACUUCUCGAAGACGUGAUGAACUCGGACAAGACUCGGAAAACCAGGUUUCAAAUACAUGUCGAAAUGAGGAAACAGGCGGAAGGGCGUGGGCCAUCCCAUUCUUUAGCUGCCGUUUGGACUUUGGUAAGAUGGUGGCUAGCAAGUUCGAGAAAUGACAUCCUUACACAACUGGAAAUCAAACAUAAACCAUUUCGUAAUACUAAGAUUUUUUUCAACUUUAUUUUUCGUCACUCGAUUGAAAUUCUCAAGCAAAGGCUGGAGAGCAGCAGCAGAAUCAUCAAAGAAUUGAACGCCUGA
Messenger RNA from Puccinia graminis f. sp. tritici CRL 75-36-700-3, 1416 nucleotides. RefSeq lists its product as uncharacterized. The transcript has a single exon. The record is from RefSeq and is a predicted model, not a curated record. Bases 1 to 1416 code for a protein of 471 amino acids. Lineage: Eukaryota; Fungi; Basidiomycota; Pucciniomycetes; Pucciniales; Pucciniaceae.